UCUCGCGGGACCGCGGCUGGCAGACGGGCUCUUGGGCGGCUCUGGCCGGGAAGAGGAGUCGCAUGUGUCGUUUCAGCUGGCGGUAGUGGUGGGCGCGGAGGCGGCGGAGGCUGUGCGACCGCCUGGGUUUUGAAAUGGCUGCUGACAUUUCCGAAUCCGGUGGGCAUGAUUGCAAAGGAGACCCGAGGAGCAAUACCAAGUUAGAUGCAGAUUACCCACUUCGAGUCCUUUACUGCGGAGUCUGUUCAUUACCAACAGAGUACUGUGAAUAUAUGCCUGAUGUUGCUAAAUGUAGACAAUGGUUAGAGAAGAAUUUUCCAAAUGAGUUUGCAAAACUUACUGUAGAAAAUUCACCCAAACAAGAAGCUGGAAUUAGUGAGGGUCAGGGAACAGCAGGGGAAGAGGAAGAGAAGAAGAAACAAAAGAGAGAACAAAACGCCAGGAGGGGGUCGGGGGCCGCUCCCGACGAGGCCGAGUGGGAACCGGCCUCCAGCGGGGUCUUGCGGCCGCCGAGGUGUCGCGAGAGCCGGGUCUGCCGCUCGGCUACGCCGUAG
Lipotes vexillifer (Yangtze River dolphin) is the source of this 554-nucleotide messenger RNA. It is a transcript of the gene DENR, whose product is annotated as density regulated re-initiation and release factor. Gene Ontology annotation, biological process: translation reinitiation; formation of translation preinitiation complex. The transcript has 6 exons. Gene Ontology annotation, molecular function: mRNA binding. The coding region runs from base 135 to 554 and encodes 139 amino acids. The record is from RefSeq and is a predicted model, not a curated record. Lineage: Eukaryota; Metazoa; Chordata; Mammalia; Artiodactyla; Lipotidae.